Messenger RNA from Oldenlandia corymbosa var. corymbosa, 1674 nucleotides. The record is from the annotation of a GenBank genome assembly. NCBI's taxonomy places the organism in Eukaryota, Viridiplantae, Streptophyta, Magnoliopsida, Gentianales, Rubiaceae.
AUGGAGGUAUUCAAGGACGCUGACCAUAACUGCAUUGGUUGUUUCCUCCGUAUCAAAGUGAAUAUCAAUAUCAACAAACCUUUGAUGCGAGUUUUACAGUUUGAUCAUGAAGGCCAGAAGCUUAAAAUCCCUCUGAAGUAUGAAAGGUUGCCGGAGUGGUGUAAUAAUUGUGGAAUUAUUGGUCAUGCUGAAUCUGGAUGUCCAACAAGAACCUUGAAUGCUGGCAGUUCUUCCAAUCCUCCAGAAUAUGGUAAUUGGCUGAGAGCAAAAGGCUACUGGAAUCCAUUUGUUUCACGACAGCCAGCCCAAGAACCCGACCCUUUUCAUGUGCCCGACAAUUCCGACAAAGAGCCGAUGCCCUAUGAGGAGCGUCAAUCCUAUCACAUCCAAACCCGACCUGGAUUUCCUCCAUCAUCAUCACGUAACCCUACCUCAUCCCACGUUCUCCCUUCUUUUGCUCGCAGAAUUGUCAAUUCAGUUUCUCACAGUGAUCGUUCUCCUGAUUCCCCUUCCCCACAACCUCCACAUUCUAAUCCAUUAACAACCAACACAAUUCCACAAGAUUCUCCCAUGUCCCAAUCUCCCUCGUCACGCACGAAGUCAACUGCUAUCCAUACUAUCUUAACAGAAACCCUAGUAUCUUAUAUUGCCCUAAGUUCUCAGCCUGUUAAAAUAGCCUCACUUCCAGAAAACAACCCCUCAUUGCCUCUUCCAAUCCCUCUAUUCAACCAGAACGAUUCAAUUCAUAAUUCUAUUUCCGAACCAAGUAAACGUAAAUGGAGUAUUGAUGAUUUUGAUGGCACUGAUCUGCACAUGGUUGAUGUCGAAAUCAUUGGCAAGAAGUCUCAUGUGGAAGUUAGUACUGUUUCUGAUGCUUCUGGAUUUGUAAACUCCGAUGGCGGUGUGGCGGAGAUUGGGGAGGGUUGGCCAUGUUAUGGAAAAAAGGAUCUGGCUGUAAGUUUGCGUGCUUAUUCUGAAAGUUUCAUUGAUGUUGAUGUUGAAUUGAAGGGGCAGAAUGUAAGAGCAACUGGAAAAAGCCAUGGAUUUUCUUUUGCAAUUUUAAUGAAGUUCUUUCACAAGAAAAAAUUUCAAGGUUGCCGUCCUCGUGCUAAUUGGCAAAUCAACCUCCUUAGGGAUUCACUUGACCAGCUUCAACUCGUGGACAUGGGGUUCGAGGGUUACAAGUACACUUGGCUACGUCUGCUGCAACAUCCAAGGACUCAAAGAGCGCGACUCGAUAGGUCCACGUGCAACGCAAAUUUUCAGCAUUUGUUUCCAUGGAGUCUAGUAUCUCACAUUCCCAUGUUUGUAUGGGACCAUAUGUUGCUGCAUACACAGUUACGUGAGAAACAUCCCCAUUCACAUGUUGUCCGACGAAAACGACCGUAUCGAUUCGAAGCUUAUUGGAUUAGAGUUGAGGACUGCCAGCGUGUGAUUGAAGAUUGCUCGAACUCUGAUUUUGAUUCACUUGGUGCUAAACUUGAACAUGUUCAUGUCGGCUUAUUGAAUUGGAGUAGCCAUCAAGUUUCUGAUUUUGAGAAAAGGAUUGAAGUUCUUAAAAAGGAGAUUCUGGAAAUACAAAGAGGUAACACUGAUGAACCACAAUGCUCUAAGCUUGGAGAAUUGGAAAAGGAGUUGGACUUUGACGAAGCAUGGAUUUGUACGGCGCCUUAG